Molecule: messenger RNA, 318 nt
Organism: Acaulospora morrowiae
Lineage: Eukaryota; Fungi; Glomeromycota; Glomeromycetes; Diversisporales; Acaulosporaceae
Source: the annotation of a GenBank genome assembly
AUGAGGAAGUUAAAACUAGAUCCGCAAACCAUACGCAAUCGUUUACUAGUACAAAUAAUAAAAGAAAAGGGUGACACAGUUUCCAUAAGUGAUAAGUCCGGGAUUGCAACAGCUUUUUACGAAGAACUUAAAUUUUGUCACGACCAACGAGACCAAGCAGAACAAGUUUUUAGAAACACGGUCGAAUGCCUUAUAAAACAUCAUGACAGGGAAAUAAAAAAAUACGUAAAACAUCUGAAGAGCGAUGAUUGUCAGUUCCUUACUUUACGAAUUUGUAAUCAAUACUGGAAAAGACUUACAAUUGAACAUUAUAAAGAG